AUGGUUGGAACAAGAUCUCAAGCGGGAGAUGCGAUGAAGGCAGAAAUGGUGGAUCUGGUGAUGGAGGAGGAUCUGCUAGAAGAAAGGAUGUCGCGGUUGGAAGCUAAGGUUGACGAACAUCAUCAGGAGACUCUACAACGAUUCAGGGAACUAUAUGAGCUGCUGAGGCGAGUGACGACUCAACCAUCAUUGGAUGCGUCGGUGAAGGGGAAAUCGGUGCAGAUCUCACUAGAGGUUUCUCCGAAAGCAAAACCAGACGGAUCGGCGUUUUCUCCAACCGUAGCUGAAGGAUCGGGGCUCAGGGAAGCAAGGAGAGAUGUUCGAUCUGAACAGGUAAGACCUGAAGCUCAAUACUACUAUGGUGGGGUUACUAGGUUGGGAAAUAUCGAUUUUCCUCGGUUUGAUGGGUCUCGAAUCAAGGAGUGGUUGUUUAAGGCUGAGGAAUUUUUUGGAAUAGAUUUCACUCCGAAUGAUAUGAAAGUGAAGACUGCUGCGAUUCAUUUCGACGGUCACGCAGCAGCUUGGCAUCACUCUUUCAUACAAUCUGGGGUCGGUUUGGAAGUUCUAUAUGAUUGGAAGGGAUAUGUGUUGUUGUUAAAGGAGCAGUUUGAGGAUGUUUGUGAUGAUCCCAUGGCUGAGCUUAAGCAGCUACACGAAACUGAUGGAAUCGUGGACUACCACCAGAAGUUCACUCUGAUUAAGAUUAGGUUGAAUCUGUCGGAGGAAUACUUGGUGAGCGUUUACUUAGCGGGACUAAGGUUGGACACGCAAAUGCAUGUGAGAAUGUUUCAACCCUUGACAGUGCGCCAUUGCUUCUUAUUAGGCAGGCUGUAUGAGAAGGCACACCCAAAGAGGCCUCCCAAUACAGCUUGGUCUCCUAAACAGAGUAUGGUUAGCAAGGGAAGUGGCGAAGGGGAAGUUAAGGCUGAUCACGAUGGUAGAACAUCUUUCAAGGCACCGGGGAAUCCAGCUAAGAAAUUAUCUCAACAAGAAAUGAGUGAAUGGAGAGCUAAAGGACUUUGCUACUUUUGCGAUGAGAAGUAUACGGCUGAACACUACUUAGUCCAUAAGAAGACUCAGCUGUUUCGGAUGGAUGUAGAGGAAGAGUUUGAGGAUGCGUGGGAAGAACUGGGGGAAGAAGAUGAAACCAAUAUGCCACGGAUUUCAGUUAAUGCUGUUUCAGGUAUAUCAGACUACAAAACCAUGAGGGUGAAAGGAACCUAUGAGAAGAAGAUCAUUUUUAUGUUGGUAGACUCAGGUUCAACUCAUAAUUUUGUGGAUCCGCGAGUAGCAGCAAAGCUGGGAUUUGUGGUGGAGUCUGCUGGUCUUACUCGAAUAUCAGUGGCUGAUGGUAGGAAGUUGAGAGUGGAAGGGACGGUCAGGAAUUUCAAGUGGAAGCUCAACUCUACUCAAUUUCAAUCAGAUGUCUUACUUAUACCUCUCCAAGGAAUUGUUAUGGUACUGGGAAUUCUAUGGUUGGAGACGUUGGGCGUCAUUAACUGGGAUUUCUUGAACUUGGAGAUGCGAUUCCGAUUUAAUAAGAAGAAGGUAAGGCUGAAUGGCAUUAAACAAGGCUCGGUGCGUGACGUGAAGGCACAAAAGCUUCAGAAGUUGCAAGAUGAGCAAGCUCAAUUCGCCAUGUUGUGUGUGCAAGAAAUUAAAGAGGGGGAAGUGUUGACUUCUUGUACGCUUAACACAAUGAUUGGUGAUAGCAAGGAGGAGACAAUAGUGGGGGACAUUGUCGAGAAAUUUCCUGAUAUUUUUGCUGAACCAACUGAACUACCCCCGUUCAGAGAUAAUCACGAUCAUCAGAUCAAACUUUUGGAGGGAGCUAAUCCUGUUAACCAACGUCCUUACCGCUAUGCAUUACAUCAGAAGAAUGAAAUUGACAAGAUAGUGGAGGAUAUGCUGACUGGGGGCACCAUACAAGUUAGCUCCAGUCCUUAUGCUUCUCCGGUUGUAUUGGUUAAGAAAAAAGACGGUACGUGGCGUUUAUGUGUGGAUUACAGGGAGCUCAAUGGGAUGACUGUGAAGGACAGGUUUCCAAUACCACUGAUUGAAGAUUUAAUGGAUGAACUGGGAGGGUCUAGAGUAUAUUCUAAAAUCGAUUUGCGGGCUGGCUAUCACCAAGUUCGGAUGUCACCUCCGGAUAUCCACAAGACUGCUUUUAAAACACAUAGUGGGCACUAUGAAUAUCUGGUUAUGCCCAUUGGACUCACAAAUGCACCAGCAACCUUCCAAAGUCUUAUGAAUGCAGUUUUAAAGCCUUUUCUCCGGAGGUUUGUUCUUGUGUUUUUCGAUGAUAUUCUCAUCUAUAGUUCAUCUGUGAAGGAGCAUGUUCAUCAGUUGGAGAGUGUUUUUGAGGUUAUGCGAGCUCACAAAUUGUUCGCGAAGAUGAGUAAAUGUGCGUUCGCGGUGACCAGAGUGGAAUACUUGGGUCAUUUCAUCAGUCAUGAAGGCUUGGCGGGGUAUUAUAGAAGGUUUAUCAAGGGUUUUGGUGUUAUAGCAGCACCAUUGCACGCCUUGACUAAAACAGAGGCAUUUAAGUGGUCUGCAAAAGCACAAAAUGCUUUUCAAGAACUGAAGGACGCCCUUUGCAAUGCUCCGGUUUUAGCAUUACCCUUGUUUGACAAACCUUUUGUGGUGGAGACAGAUGCGUGUGGUCAGGAUAUUGGUGCAGUGUUGAUGCAGGACGGUCAUCCGUUGGCCUAUAUAAGUCGAUAA
Camelina sativa (false flax) is the source of this 2724-nucleotide messenger RNA. The record is from RefSeq and is a predicted model, not a curated record. Lineage: Eukaryota; Viridiplantae; Streptophyta; Magnoliopsida; Brassicales; Brassicaceae.